AUGAACAUCUUUCGCCUAUGCGCCGACUUGUCGCAUCUCGUUGCUAUCGUUAUCCUACUGCAUAAGAUAUGGAAAUCAAGAAGUUGUGAAGGUUUAUCUGGCCGAUCUCAAGUUCUGUUUACUCUCGUUUUUGUAUCUCGUUAUCUGGAUUUGUUUACCAAUUUCGUUUCGGUGUACAACUCAGUUUUGAAGGUGUUCUUUCUCGUCACAUCUUUUGGCACCGUCUACUUGAUGUGGAUCAAAUUCAAGGCAACUUAUGAUAGGAACAACGACUGCUUUCGUAUAGAAUUUUUAGUAAUUCCUGCUGCUAUUCUAGCACUUCUUAUCAAUCACGAAUUCACCUUUAUGGAGGUGAUGUGGACGUUUUCUAUCUACCUUGAAGCGGUUGCCAUUAUGCCGCAACUUUUCAUGCUUUCUCGUACCGGAAAUGCUGAAACAAUCACUGCCCAUUAUUUAUUCGCUCUUGGUUCAUAUCGCGGCCUAUACGUUGUAAACUGGAUCUAUAGGUACUAUACGGAGAACUUCUUCGAUCCUAUAGCCGUGGUCGCUGGAAUCGUGCAGACUGUUCUAUAUGCGGACUUCUUUUAUCUCUAUGUGACUAGAGUCCUGCAAUCGACUCGUCAGUUCGAAAUGCCUGCAUAA
Molecule: messenger RNA, 642 nt
Organism: Angiostrongylus costaricensis
Lineage: Eukaryota; Metazoa; Nematoda; Chromadorea; Rhabditida; Metastrongylidae
Source: the annotation of a GenBank genome assembly